Messenger RNA from Nelumbo nucifera (sacred lotus), 3457 nucleotides. Its product is annotated as ERD (early-responsive to dehydration stress) family protein. The record is from RefSeq and is a predicted model, not a curated record. Lineage: Eukaryota; Viridiplantae; Streptophyta; Magnoliopsida; Proteales; Nelumbonaceae. Gene Ontology annotation, cellular component: plasma membrane. Gene Ontology annotation, molecular function: calcium-activated cation channel activity.
UGAACGAUUGAAUUAAUCAAUAUCCACAGUUCCACACCAAACAGCAUGUCUCCACGUUCCACAUGUCCACCUCCAUCCUCAAUAAAAGUAGCCGUUAGAGACCACGUUCCUAAUUUGCCGACACGGGAGUUCACCAGCCUCAGUAUGAAAACAUCAUUUCAAGGCAAAUAAAAUAAUUCCAAACGAUCGUGCUUUCAAAAGCGCGAGCCUUCAACUGUUGCCUUGAAUUCAAUAUGUCUCUUUUCAAAACGUCUCUAUUUGCUUGAAUCAUAUGAUUCCAAUCCCACGCUUCGAAAUUCGUUCUUAGAUGAGUACGCCCAUCUGUGCGGAGAAUUAUUUACGGUUUUUUUUAUACUAAAUGCCAAAUCGUAACAUCUACAGUUCCUCUUUACUUCAUCAUCCGAAAUCCCUUUAAGAGAGAGAGAGAGAGGGAGGGGCCCGUCUCAUCUCAUCCCAACCACCACUCUAUUGCGAAUUCCCCUGCGAAAGGAGAUCCCCUUCCUUUGUGUUAUCUUCUGUAAAGGGUGUAUUUUCAGUGAGAAUCUCACUGUUCAAUUUGCCUAGAACGGGCAUUCUGGUAUCUUCUUUCUUUGAUUGAACUGGAAGCAAGCGGAAACUUAGUAUCUCUCUCCUGCUCAUCUUCAGAUCUGCUGCAUGGCUUCUCUCUGAGGUUAUUUACCAGUUCUAAUCAAACUCGGGUGUUGUUUAUCUUUCUUCAUUGGAGCCUUGAGCGUUAACUCAAGAGCAAUUACAUAUCUUUUAUUUCUAAAAACCACAAAUGGCUACACUUGGGGACAUAGGACUUGCAGCAGCCAUCAAUAUUCUCAGUGCAGUUGCAUUUUUACUAGCAUUUGCCAUACUACGACUGCAACCAUUCAAUGAUAGGGUGUAUUUUCCCAAAUGGUAUCUCAAGGGUUUGAGAAGUAGUCCGUCACAUGUUGGUGCAUUUGUACACAAAUUUGUCAAUUUGGACUUUAGAUCAUAUUUGAGGUUUUUGAAUUGGAUGCCAGCUGCAUUGCAAAUGCCAGAACCUGAGCUUAUUGAUCAUGCAGGACUUGAUUCUGCUGUUUACUUGCGAAUUUACUUGAUUGGACUCAAGAUCUUCGUUCCCAUCACAUUCCUUGCUUUUACAAUUUUGGUUCCGGUUAAUUGGACCAACAGAACCCUGGAGCUAGAGCUAUCAAAAUCAAAUGUAACUUUCAGUGACAUAGAUAAGCUUUCUAUUUCAAAUAUCCCUGAAGGAUCAGAAAGGUUUUGGACUCAUUUGGUAAUGGCAUAUGCCUUCACCUUCUGGACAUGCUACAUGUUACUAAAAGAGUAUGAGAUAGUUGCAUCAAUGAGGUUGCAUUUUCUUGCUUCAGAAAACCGCCGCCCAGAUCAGUUUACGGUCCUUGUAAGAAACGUGCCCCCAGAUCCUGAUGAAUCAGUUAGUGAACUUGUUGAACAUUUUUUUCUGGUUAACCACCCAGAUCACUUCCUCACUCAUCAGGUUGUGUACAAUGCAAACAAACUUGCUAAAAUGAUUGAGGAGAAGAAAAAGUUACAGAACUGGCUUGACUAUAAUCAACUUAAACAUACUAGAAACCCAUCAAAGAAACCAACAAUGAAGACUGGCUUUCUAGGUCUUUGGGGAGAGAGGGUGGAUGCAAUUGAUUAUUACACAUCUAAGAUUGAUGAACUAUCAAAAGAAAUUGAAGCAGAACGAGAAAGUGUUAGAAGCAACCCUAAAUCUAUCAUGCCAGCAGCAUUUGUUUCCUUCAAAACUCGGUGGGGUGCUGCUGUUUGUGCGCAAACUCAGCAGUCACGAAAUCCUACUUUAUGGUUGACUGAGUGGGCUCCAGAGCCCCGUGAUGUAUAUUGGAAAAAUCUGGCAAUUCCAUUUGUUUCACUUACAGUUAGGAGGCUUAUUGUAGCUGUUGCAUUCUUCUUCCUUACCUUCUUUUUUAUGAUUCCAAUAGCCUUCGUGCAGUCCCUAGCAAACAUUGAAGGUAUUGAGAAAUCUGCACCGUUCCUGAAAUCCAUAAUUGAAGUGAAAUUUAUCAAGUCAUUUAUCCAAGGGUUUCUACCUGGGAUUGCUCUAAAGAUAUUCCUUAUUUUUCUGCCAACAAUAUUGAUGAUAAUGUCUAAAUUUGAAGGCUUUACCUCCUUGUCAUCUCUGGAGAGAAGAUCUGCAUCUAGAUAUUAUCUGUUCCAACUCGUUAAUGUGUUUCUUGGAAGCAUAAUCACUGGAACUGCAUUUGAACAACUAAAUUCUUUUAUCCACCAGUCAGCAAAUGAAGUUCCAAAAACAAUUGGUGUAGCAAUUCCUAUGAAAGCAACUUUCUUCAUAACUUAUAUAAUGGUUGAUGGAUGGGCGGGUAUUGCCGGGGAAAUUUUGAGGGUGAAACCAUUAAUAAUUUACCACUUGAAGAAUUUCUUCUUGGUGAAGACCGAAAAGGAUAGGGAAGAGGCAAUGGAUCCAGGAAGUCUUGGUUUCAACACAGGCGAACCUCAAAUUCAACUUUAUUUCUUACUUGGCCUUGUUUAUGCUGUGGUCACACCCAUUCUACUCCCUUUUAUAGUAGUGUUCUUUGGCUUGGCAUAUCUUGUAUUCCGUCACCAGAUUAUAAAUGUUUACAAUCAAGAAUAUGAGAGUGCAGCAGCAUUCUGGCCUGAUGUUCAUGGUCGUAUCAUAACUGCAUUGAUUAUUUCACAACUGCUUCUGAUGGGAUUGUUAAGUACAAAACGUGCUGCACAGUCCACACCCUUGCUCAUUGCACUUCCAGUGCUAACAAUAUGGUUCCAUAGAUUUUGCAAAAGCCGUUAUGAACCUGCAUUUAUCAGAUACCCAUUACAGGAAGCAAUGAUGAAAGAUACACUGGAGCGUGCAAGGGAGCCAAAUCUGAAUCUGAAAGGUUAUCUCCAAAAUGCUUAUGUUCACCCAGUCUUCAAAGGGGAGGAUGAGGAUAGCGAUGCAUUUACAGAAGAGUUGCAAAAGGAGAGCGUGCUUGUCCCCACGAAACGCCAGUCACGAAGGAACACACCAUUGCCCAGCAAAUACAGUGGUUCAUCAUCACCUUCCUUGCAUGAGGUUGUUCAGGAGCAGCCUUAAUGAUUAUACGGACUUGAACUCAGUUGUACAUUAGCAUUGUAAAUGACGUGAGAAAGUGUGCUAUAGAGAAAAAGCAACUUUUGAUUAUGAAAGUCCAACCAACUGGAGAAACAUUCCGUGGCAGAUGUUAACUUGUGUGUGAAUCAGAGGUGGUGGUGCCUAAAGACAGAACUGUGUUUGUGUAAUUUUGUGUACAAAUAGCUAGUUUGUUGUUUUUAGAGGAACCUUCCGAGCAUUACAUUGUCUACAUUGACAAACGAAUCUCUUUUACUGUACUUUUUUGAGCAAGAAAGAACUAUGACAACCACUUCUGAAAUAUUUGUUAGGUUUCAAGUGUCAAGAGAUUCGAUGGGUUCCAACCUCCAA